GGAAAAACCAGGAAAAUCAGUAAUUGAAAAGAAAAAAAAAAGUCCAAAAUUCGACCAUUCAAUGCUUCGUCUCUGGGUGUUAACCAUUGCGCUAAACCUCAGCUUGCUCUCUCCUUCGUUCUGCCUCGCGCUCCUCUCGCGUCUACUUUGGCGCUCUUCGCGGUCUGCGCUUCUUUAGCAAUGUCCGGGAGACCUCAGCCUACUCAUCACAGGCAAUCUAACCGCGCCCAUCCAUACCCACUACCAUGGGCUGCCUCCUCAACCACCCAAGCUCAGCCUCCUCCCUUUGGAUCUCAGCUUUUUCCGGACCCCCUCCUGCCCCAAGGUGCACUGGACCUUCCUCCCCUUGUCACUUCCCCACCCGAUCCUUUGCCUUCUCUUAGCGCUUUCUCCUCUCCCGAAUUAGCCCUCGAGUUCAGUGCUAAGCCGAAAACGGCGAGGCCCAGAGCAUCUCGAUCUUCAGGCACUCCAUCUCCGACCACAAGCAGAGAUCAUGGCACUGGCCGUAAGGCAAACCAGCCGAAGUCUGGUAGGAAGCAGUUUAGCGCGUGUGGAGCGUGCCAGCUUCGCCAAGUCAGAUGUGAUCUCAAGGAUAAGCUCGCUACUGAUGGUGAAGGGGCAUCUUGUACCGCCUGCAGCGAGCGAGGUGUUAACUGCGUAAAUGUGUACCCAACGGACAGUAAACCCAAGGCCCAGCGAAGAGGCCGUCGUCUGCGUGUGGUUGAAGAGGUCUAUGGCAAAAGUAACAACAUCCCAACUCACCCUGGAGAGAAUGGGAGUUUGGACGGUCCCCUGAGUACAUCCCUUGGCUCCGUUGGAGAUAGUAUUGCAGGCCCUAAUCGGACAGCGAAGAAUGUCAUUGUAACGUCGCCCGUCGGCACCGGCAAAUCUAGAGGACAGCAACAAAGCUGUAUCCCGUCAAUGCGCCCUGAAUUCCUAGAGUCUCCGUUUUACAGGAGUUUUCACACACAGCGCCCCAUUGUUGACCCUGUCGAAUUUCGUGCACGUUACAUGUCUGCUGCACAAGGGCGGCCAAACGAGCUAGGGCCCAUUGGCUCUCUCAUCAGCAGCAUGUAUGUGAUAUGGGCGGCUUCCUACGGGAUCGACGAGAGUGGGCGAGAGGAAGUGUCCAACGGUGCUGGAGCUGGAAAUUCAUUCCCUCCCUCUAUUUCAAGAGAUCGGGGAAGCGGUCCCAGCAGUGGGAAUUUUCAGGCUGUUGAGGAUAACUUGGCCGCCGUGAGACGGAGACGGGCACGAGUCAAUAUAAUGGUCGCAGAGGUUUUGGAAAAAAUUGAUGAGCUUGCAUUGCUCAGAAAGCCGAGCUGGGAUGGUGUACGGGUGCUCAUGCUUAUCAUGCCGCUAACCGAAGACGCCUUAAAUCCUGUUGAUCGCUUGAGCACGUAUCAAGCUACUAUCUCCCAAAUAUACACGCUUUGCACCCUUGGGACCGCGAAUCAUGGUGGGCCAAUGGACAGACUUGUCACCGCGCGCAUUUUCUGGUACGCGUACGUCCAUGAAGGAAUCACCAGCGGCUUGAGAGGGAGAAAACUGAUAUUCGACGACGAUGAUUUAAAGAUUUUUGAGUCCCAGCUCCCGAGAAUGAGGAACGAGGGGAAUAAUCUCGCGCUUACAAGCCGGCCUAUUCCGGAUCACUUCAUCUUCCGUCUGUCAACGGCUCCUAUCCGUUUGUCCACAGCAUGUCGUCAAAUCAACUACGCGUUGACUGGGCCGAAAGCAAGUCUUAGACAGGAUAUAGACGAACAGAAACUUCAGGCUGCAUGGGAAACGCUCGCAGGGACUUGGGAUGAGUUUGAGAACCUCAGAGAGCUUGCAGGCGGGCCAAGACCAUCGAGCACAUCGACCGUCAUGCAAUCAUCGGACAUGGACAGGUUCAUUAGCGGCUGGCAGAUUUUUUUAUUCGAAUGCUAUAAUGUGAUUGUCGAGGCCAUCAAGGAGAGGUGGAUUAAACAUGGUCAAACCCGCUCCGAGGCACGCAUUGAGAACCUGGAUGACCCGAACGAAAGGCCAUUCACCUCGAAUGUAAAGCGACUCCUUGAACUUGCUGAAACCCAUUGCCACAAUCUUCAUCAGCAUGUGAUGAAAAUUAUUCACAAUCAGCUAGAAAGCCCCACUUUCUUUCAGUUUGACGCUUCUCUGGUCCGUGAUGGAACUUUCUAUGCUGGGAGCUGGGCGUGCCAAGAGGGGGGAAGUGAGAAAGACGUCGAAGCUUGUAUUUCUGCGCUUCAAAAGAUGCGCUGGGCUUUCUCAGCUGGUGAGACAAGGAUUGAAACCCUGCGAUACGCUUGGGAGAACCGUCCUAGAAGCCCGCGGCCAAUUGGUCAUUCAACUCGACCACGAUCGCCGUCGGAUGGUGUCAUCCCUCAGCUUCGAGAUCCACGAAUAAUGGUGGAGUUGCACUUACCCAUAAGCCCCAAUGCAUUUUCUGAUCAGGGUCGUGAUCCUUUCGAGUACUAUGUUUACGAGAGAAGCAACGCUCAGCCAGAGCAUCGUCCAUCGGCUCCCGUGCCCUCACCCCAACGGGGUUUAUCACGCUCUGAAUCAACGGCUGAACAUUCAGCUUUAUCCGGGCUAUAUCGACUUCCCCCAUUGAACUCCGCGAGUCUUCGGAUCCAUCCACCCGAUGACAUGAUUGCCAGUGCGGCAGCUCCGUGGGCGGCACCUUUGUCUCAUGAUCCCUCACCGCCACCCAAGAUGAGUCGACGUUCCUCCAUCGGAGCCGUACACGAUUCUCCGACCGGGAGCUCUCAUGCUUCUUCAUAUGAUCGCUCGAACCCGCAGUCUAUGCCUCCCAUCACACCUGAUCAACCCAAUCCCCCUUUUUACUUACCACACCAACAAUCCUUCAAUCGCCCAAAUCCUCAUUCGUACGCUGCUGAUCCUGAGGGAGUCUGGCCGCCCCUGGACCGCAGCAACUCCACUCGGCACAGUGAUUCAUUUAGUACCCACAUGAAUCACUCUCCUCAGGCGAGCUUUCACGGACACGGGAGUGGCCAACCUUAUGGAUCUCACACCCUGCAGCCACUGGGUUAUUCGCAUAAUAUUACUACUUCUGGGGUUACACCUGACCAAUCUCGUCAUGCUCACAUACAUGGGAAUGGGAUCCCAGCUGCCAAUAGCGACGAUGCGUGGUUCCAAACUGCAGGACAAAGUUCGGUUAGGCACGAUAUUCCCCAAGACGGCGAGGAUGGGGAGAUGGUCUACGUGCAGGAAGCUCAGCAUCUCAAUAGGACGCGAUAUCCGGUCGAGUUUACCGGUGAUCCUGACUCUGGUCCCCAACCUCCGCAGCCCACCCAACCAGGAUCGCAUAUACAAGGCUGGCAGUGAAAUACACCGCUAGUCACCGUCAUUCAGAUAAAAGCAAUAUUUUGGAAGCCUCGCCUGAACAGCACGAUAUAUUAUCAUUGCUAUUUACAUAAUUGUUUGGGAUCCACGUACUGCUCAAUCAGGUUUAUCACGUUUGUUUGUUUGUUUGUUUGUGUUUUUUGUCGACUGGUCUAUUAUAGCUGCUUUAUUUGAUGGCCUUUGCUAUUUGAUUCUCCCACUUCUGCAUUAUUUACUCGGGCAAAUACUUAUGCAUUUCUCUCGUUGACCAUUGUUUAUGUAUACCACCACGAUCUACUCAUACAGGAUUCGGACACUGGCCCAUAUUGCAUUUAUUGUUCUUUUCUCUUAUCUGUAGCUUUGUAGAUGAGUUUGACCCCCAAUCUAACUUAUGGCCUUUGG
Cantharellus anzutake is the source of this 3744-nucleotide messenger RNA. RefSeq lists its product as uncharacterized. The transcript is spliced from 14 exons. Gene Ontology annotation, biological process: regulation of DNA-templated transcription. The record is from RefSeq and is a predicted model, not a curated record. NCBI's taxonomy places the organism in Eukaryota, Fungi, Basidiomycota, Agaricomycetes, Cantharellales, Hydnaceae. Bases 181 to 3345 code for a protein of 1054 amino acids. Gene Ontology annotation, molecular function: zinc ion binding; DNA-binding transcription factor activity, RNA polymerase II-specific.